AUGUACAAGCCAGGGAAGUCGCAGGUAUCCCCCUUCCUGCAGCAGGUCUUCAUGCCUCUGGUCCUCUCGAUCUUUGAGGUUUUGGGCCGCCCGGCGGAGGAGAACGACCAGGCGGCGGCGCUGGAGAAGCAGAUGCUGAGGAGGAGCUACUUCACCUUCAUCCAGACGGUGGCCGGCAGCGGCAUGAACGAGGUCAUGGCCAACCAGGGAGCGGAGAACAUCGAGCGCGUCGUGUUCACGAUCAUCCAGGGCGCCGUGGACUUCCCCGACCCGAUCGCCCAGAAGAGCUGCUUCAUCAUCCUCUCCAAGCUGGUGGAGCUGUGGGGAGGGAAAGACGGCAUGGUGGGAUUCCCCGACUUCAUCUACAAACACAUCGUCCCCGCCUGUUUCCUCGCUCCGCUCAAACCCAGCUUCGACCUCUCAGACGCUCAGACCGUUCUGACGCUGUCGGAGUGUGCGAUCACGCUGAAAACUAUUCAUCUCAAACGGGGUCUGGAGUUUAUCCAGUUUCUGCAGCAGGAGUAUCUUCCCUCUCUGCAGGUCGCUCCGGAGAUCUCACAGGAGCUCUGUCAGGUUCUUCAGCAGCCGGACGUGAAAGUCCUGAAAAACUACAUAAAGGCGUUCUUCCAGCGGGCGAAAGACCUUAGCAUAGGAGCUGCUUUUGCACUUAAAUGUGGCUCGAAGGACGGAAGAAUCCUCCGAAGACGAGCUGUCCACGACUAA
Messenger RNA from Trematomus bernacchii (emerald rockcod), 723 nucleotides. RefSeq names its product exportin-T-like. The record is from RefSeq and is a predicted model, not a curated record. Lineage: Eukaryota; Metazoa; Chordata; Actinopteri; Perciformes; Nototheniidae. Gene Ontology annotation, molecular function: tRNA binding; small GTPase binding. Gene Ontology annotation, cellular component: nuclear pore; cytoplasm; nuclear matrix. The transcript has 8 exons. Gene Ontology annotation, biological process: tRNA re-export from nucleus. Bases 1 to 723 code for a protein of 240 amino acids.